GGACAGUUCGUCCAACAGGCAUCAUGUCCAUGGACCUGAUGAAAUGAUAGCCUUGUAGUAUAUGUAAAUAUUCACCAGCUACCAUAGGUGUAGAUCUUUUAUUUUCUUACACCACGGCUAUAAUGGAAAUUCAGUCUGUUUUCGAGCCUGUUACGCCGGGCCUAUCAUACAUCAAUGCCAGCUAUUGGAAGAACGAAGACAGCGGUUACCACACGUCUUAUACUCCAGGUUCCAUAGAAAGCUCGCAUUUACUAAACGAGAACAUUGAUAGUGCAAUUAUUCAAGGUCAAAUAAGAAUUGCGGAAAUUCCUGCAGUUUACGGCUCAACUCCUGCAGUUUACGGCUCGACUCCUGCACCAAAUUUUCAUGUGACGCGCAAGUAUCGUCGCACGCCUAUAAGCAUUAGAUCGAGAAUUGAAAAUAUCCCGGAAUCGCCCGUUAAUCCACGUGGCGUGAAACGUCCUUACCAAUAUGAUGAUGAUAACAAUUACAGCUCUACAUCUACUCCAACAACUAAGAUUGCAGGUGGCCUUCAAAAACUAAAGAUGACUGGUGAUACCCCUAGUCAAAGAAGUAUAAUAGUGUCAUCAGUACAUUCUGACUAUUCAACUGCUAGUGACAUUUUCCACCCAAAAGAGUAUGUACCCAAUUUAUCAUAUCCCACAACCCCUAUCAAAAAGAUUUGCCAUACUAGUUGCAAGCUGAGUCCAUCAAAAAGAUCUACCAAGAAAAGCAGUUUCACUAUUCACUCCUUGUCAUGUGAAACCCGAGGUGUCAUAAAGCAAAGGUCCCACCCAAAAGUAGUCAGGACAAUUCAGUUUAUGCCUGAUCAAAAAAUUGACAUUGUACAGAUGUUGUAUGCGCGUGAAGGUGCUAUACCACCAAUUACAAAAAUCCUGAGUUACUUGUCAAAUGAAGACAUUCAAACAUUUUGUCUUGUAAGCCCUCUAUGGAGGAACAUUUGGAAUGAUUUGGGUACUUCAAAAAAGAAACGAUAUAAAAAUUACUUGAAAGAAAAGAAGGACAAUCAGGAAAACUGUACAGUACAAGCAAAGAGAGACAGUGAUGGAUGUCAAAUUAGGUCUGUUGCAGAAGUGCACAAUGUAUUGAAUGCUCAUAAAGUGGCCAGUUCUUCAAGAAGCCCACCAGGAACACCAAGAACUAAUAAGUUCAAAAAGUUUACCAAGGCUGCUUCCAAGGACUCUCGAGUUCAGCUAUCGUGUGUAAGGUGCCGACAGCCAUCAAAGGUAACAAAAGAACCUACAGGAGAAGAGUGGGCAGAAUGUACCAAUAUUACAUGUGCCUAUAGAUACUGUAGAUUUUGUAAGUGUAACCGACAUCCAGGUAAGACUUGUAUCAUAUAUGAUCUAGAAGGCCCCAGUCCUUCUAAAAGAAAGAAAAACACAGGUGGUGUCUGUACAAAAAAGAGCAGAAAAAACCUGCACAGACUUAUGUACUAAAUAAUACCCAGUGCACGAAAAAUCUGAUACCAUUAUCCGUAAUUAAAUUACAUAUAAUUGUUUCAUGUUCCAAAGAUACUUACUUGUUUUGUAAAAUUAAAGCUGUUUGCCAUAUCUUUUUCAAGGCCACAUACGCAAAAUACUCUUACAUUAAAUUCAGACAGAACAUUUGAAGAGAAAUUACUAAUGGCACUUAAAUAAAAAAUCAUAAGAUCAAACUAAUGCUUAAAAUCCAAUGUUGAAAAGCUAAAUAUUCUUAGUACUUUUUCUGGAUUUGUGAGUCUGAUAUCUGGUACCUUAAGAGCAAUACAAAUAAAAGAACAAUAUGUAAAAUUAAUUUGUUUAUAUCACUUUGGAUGUUGAAAAUAGGGAUAGUCAAGUCAGUCAUGAUUUUAAGAAUAAUCUUAGCUGUAAAGCUAAAGCAAAAUUCAGUGUCUGAUACAGUGCCAUGUUUUAUUUUUACUAUUUUUAUUUGUUAUGGCAGUCAUAAUAAUGUCAUCUCAAACUCACCUGUAACUUUCAAAACUCAAAGAGUUAUGUGGGUACGAUUUAUAUACUCAUAUUUUUUAUUCUCUUGUAUGGGGUACAAUCCCAUCGAAACUUAGAUUUAAUUAGUGCUAGAAUAAUAUUUUAGGAAUGUGAAAUUUUAGACUGAUAUUUGCCAUUAUUAUAGUUUCACUGACAAGUUGCAAAAACUUAUAAAUAGUAAUUAGUUGUAAGUUCUUGAUUAUUUUAUUCUAUUUAAUAUUGAGAUACCUGUAAACAGUGUUAUUGAAAUGCCGAGAAUCCAUAUUUGAAAUUUUAUUUGUAUAUUUUUUUAAAUAAUUACCAUCUGAACAAUAAAAGACAUGUUUUAAAAUAUUUCAUUCCAGAUUAUCCACUUUCGAAUUUUAAAAUUUGACAUUAAUUGUAUUAUCGAGUUUUUAGGCUUUUCUCAAUUGCUAAACAUUUGAAAGGAAGCCAUUUUUUUGGCAUCUAAAUUGCAUGUUUUUGUGUUUUGACACAUACCAUGUUUCGGGCUCUUUACGGGUUUCAUAGUCACAGCGAAAAAAAAAAACAAAUACCUACUUCCGAUUAGAUCCCAAAAAAAGGCUUCAAUUUCAAUUAAUUUUAUUAUUUAUUUUUUAAAUUUCACAAGUGUGCAUUUUUAGUUAAGUAUACUGUAAGCUUCAGUCCACACUUUGAAGUACAAAACAGUUUUAACAGAUUACUGUGAUAUUACAUAUUAUAGGUUUUGACUACAAUAACAUAGUUUGUCUGGACCAAUAAUUUAUUUUAAAAAGACUUUUAACCUAAGGCCACAAAUAUUGGUACACAGAAGUCCAUAUCAUCAACUCAUUAGACUGUUUUCGCAAACAUCACUUUGUUUUAAGAUUGGUAUUAUCAAUAUAAGUACUUGAGAAUGUGUAAUAGGUGCUCCUAUUACCUACUAUAAGUAACCCUUAAUUUGUGAUUGUUAUUACUUUGUCAUCUCAAACUGUUUAUUGCUUUUAUUAUGCAGAAAAGCAGAUUUUUUUAGUGAUGGGUAUGCAGUGCGUGUCACGGCUAUGCGACACGGAGGGAAACUUUACAUAUUGAAGAUAGGAUAGCAUGCUUCAUGGAUACAUUAUUUUAUUUUUAACAUAUGCAACACUGGACUAUAUUUCAUGGUGUUCCUUUAGAACACCAUGAAAUUUUACAUUUAAGUUUAGGAAAAUAAACUAUUAUGUUUUACUGUCGAUAUACAUACCUCUAAAAAUAUCGCCAUUAUAUCACAGAUAGCUUUAAUUAUUUGCUAUUAAGUACUCAUUGAUGAAACUACUUUCUUGCAUUGUUUAUUGAGUGCUAGAUAAAAAUGUUAAUAAUCUUAUAUUUGCAUGCAUAUACCCUGUGAGCUAGAUAGGAGGCGGAAUUUGAAAUAUUAGAUAAAUUGGAAGUUUCUUUUUUGAAUAAAUUUUAUAAUUGAAUGGCAUUAUUUUAAAUUAAGAUACUGUGUUACUUAUAAGGAAUUAAUCCUAGUAAUCGAUCCUUUUGAUUAGCAUCAUAAAAUGCAGACUUUUCACGUUCACAUAAGGCAAGCAACUUUUUAAAAGUCCUUGAGUGCUUUAUUUUAUUUACUUUUAAAAAUAAAAUGUCCUGGAAUCACAAUAUCAUAUCACAGUAUUUAAAAUACUUUUCCUUCGUGUCCUAUAGCCGUAAGACGCCCUGUAUAAAAAAAUCUCAUACUCACAAUUGAGUCCAAAAUAGCUACUCGUUAUCCUGUACAAAUAAAUAACACUUUGUUUUUCAUAAACAACAGAUUGGAAUUUGAUUUGCAAUCUAAAUCGUAUUUAAAACCAUAAUCAACAAUAUAGUAAACUGUUGAAUUCCUAUUUCUUAUUCGUUCAUAUGAUUUUAAUUUUAGCUAGCCACAUGAUACGUACGCGUUUUUGCCUCCUAAUUUAUUUGUGAAUAUUAUUGUCUCAAACGGCGGGACCAAGUUGUGUUGACCUUUUAGUUAUAUUUUUAGGCUAAUUAAAGCCUUUUGCUUUAUUCUAGUUUUAAUUCUUGAGUUGUCUAAUCUCAUCUGAACUUUUAUUCCAUAAAGCAAUAAUACUGACUUGUAGACUACUGAUGAAUAAGUAUUGUAGAUGUCUUACAAGUAUUUUAAUUCAUAAUUGUCAGUAUAUUUUGUUGUAUGGAGUGAAGAUGAAUUUACAUUGUUUAAUAUUA
Molecule: messenger RNA, 4151 nt
Organism: Hyposmocoma kahamanoa
Lineage: Eukaryota; Metazoa; Arthropoda; Insecta; Lepidoptera; Cosmopterigidae
Gene: Rca1
Exons: 2
Coding region: 123-1460 (445 amino acids)
Biological process (GO): negative regulation of meiotic nuclear division; regulation of mitotic nuclear division
Cellular component (GO): nucleus
Molecular function (GO): protein binding
Source: RefSeq, a predicted model, not a curated record